Molecule: messenger RNA, 3034 nt
Organism: Lates calcarifer (barramundi perch)
Lineage: Eukaryota; Metazoa; Chordata; Actinopteri; Centropomidae
Product: homeobox protein engrailed-1-B-like
Exons: 3
Coding region: 375-1220 (281 amino acids)
Biological process (GO): regulation of transcription by RNA polymerase II; neuron differentiation; multicellular organism development
Cellular component (GO): nucleus
Molecular function (GO): RNA polymerase II cis-regulatory region sequence-specific DNA binding; DNA-binding transcription factor activity, RNA polymerase II-specific
Source: RefSeq, a predicted model, not a curated record
UUUGGAUGUUAUUCAUGCGCCUCCGGUUGGUGUGUGAGAGUGUGUAUGAAUGUGUGUAUGUCCGCAUGGUGAUGUGAUGUUAGGACUUUGUGAAGAUCUGACUGUCAUACAGCGGUAAAAAGCUCUGGGUGUGUGAGAGCAGUGCGCAAUAGCAACUAUAGCCAGUCUUAUAGUAAGUCACCGACCAUGACGCGCCGGAGCGCCUUUACGCAAACAGGAUGUCCACAGUUUGCGAAUAAUUAUUCCAACCAGCAAUAUUCCGGAGAGAAAAUAACUAUGUUUUAGUGCUUCCUGUAGUCAUAUUUUGGAUACACAGGCCCACGAAGUGAAAGUGGAUUGAGAGAACAGAAGCCACGUUCUUCAGAGAAGCAGCGAUGGAGGAGCAGCGGGAUCUGAACAGCACGGAUAGCAGCGAGGGAGAGAGCGUCUCUCCGUCUCCCAGCCUGCCCUCGCCGCCCAUACUGCCUUUGCAGGUCGCCCAGCAGGCCCACAGAACCACCAACUUUUUCAUCGACAACAUUCUGCGACCGGACUUUGGCUGCAAGAAGGAGCACGGCCUGGCCUCACGGGAGAGGGCGCAGACCUCCGGCCGGGAGCGCGUCCACUCGGUGGUCAACAGGCCAAGUCUUCCCGGGACGCCUUGCCAGGACUCCAACUGCAGUAGUGACAGCACUACGUCCUCCACCUCCUCCACCUCUUUGGCAAGUCCCAGAAAGAGUAACGGCAGCGGCGGAGAAAGCCGCAACCGCCGCCGUCUCCACAGGGAACAGCGGCGUGAAAGCCGAGGAGCCUCGUCGCUUGUGGUGCUGAACGGCACCGGGGCGCCCACACCGGAGACCCAGCCGCUGCUCUGGCCUGCCUGGGUCUACUGCACCCGGUACUCGGACAGGCCCUCAUCUGGCCCAAGGACACGGAAACUGAAAAAAUCGAAAAGCGGUAAAGAGGACAAGCGGCCGCGCACGGCCUUUACGGCCGAGCAGCUGCAGAGACUCAAGACCGAGUUCCAGGUAAACCGCUACAUUACGGAGCAACGGCGGCAGUCUCUGGCCCAAGAGCUCAACCUCAACGAGUCCCAGAUCAAGAUCUGGUUUCAGAACAAGCGGGCCAAGAUUAAAAAGGCCAGCGGCUUCAAGAACGGGCUGGCGCUGCAGCUGAUGGCGCAGGGACUGUAUAACCAUUCCACUACCACCAUCCAGGAAGACAAGGAGGACAGCGACUGAGGAGCCCGGCCCGCCAGCGGCGCGAGGAGACAGGACGGUGCGCUUUUCACCGCUUUCCUCCAUACACACUCCCUGUACAUUGUAAAUACAUAGUAUCUAAUUUAAUGAUAAAGAUGGGGAGGAGGAGCAGAGCGGUUCUUCUUCACAGGUUUUGUCCACAGCUCUCCUCCUCUUCAUCUCCUUCUCCUCCCCAUGUGACUGAACAGCAGAACAAACAAACUCAAGACUUUCGGACUGAUCUACCACCGCAAAACCAAAGAUUUUAUUGGAAAACAGAGCCUGGACAGUUUCACAAACAAUAAAGGGAAAAAACCCAAAACCCUCCUUUCAGCUUAUUUCUAGUUUAAACCCACACCGGCUGAUGUUUCUGGGCAGUUUCAUUUCACUCCCCUGCAACUCAUGUUGCUUUGGUUCUGGACGGCGUUGCUGCUGCUGCGCAUGCCACCCCCCUCAACAGUCAUAAACACCAUCAGACACCGCGAGAACAACCUUCAACAGACUUUUGUUUUACAGUUUUUCGGGACCAACUGAGUUCUAAGAACUGUAAUAAUCCUAUGGUCGAUUUCACAGAGGUGCCACACACAUUUUAAGUGCCAAAAAGUAACGUUACUGUAAUGAUACAACAGAUAAAUAUAGAAUAAUUAUGUCACUUUAAAACCACUUCUGAGCAGGAAAAACACAGAGAAGUCGAAAUCUCUUCAGGAAUGUUAUAGGAAAAUUAUAGAAAUACUGUAACGUCGAGGCGUUAGCUACCAUCAACACACAAGGUCAUGCUCACGUUUUUUUGGGGAGAGCUUUUGUAAUUUUAACAAUCCGAGGAGUUUACAAUGCACAUCUAAAUCAGAAUUGUACAGUAUAUGUUGAUUCUAGUAUUUUUAUAUGCAAAAUAUUUCAGUUUGACAAUUUUUACACCUACUAAUAAAGAAAGAAGUCAUUCUAUAUUGGCUCCAGCCCCCCGGAUAAUCGUAUAUAUAACGUAUGGAUGGUGGAUCCUUUAUUGUCCCUCCAGAAUCUCACUCCUGGCAAAAAAUUAACAUGAUAAAUAAAAUGUGUUGGGGUGGGAAUGGUUUGAGGACUUAACAAACUUUAGGUCCCCACAAUUAGUGUAAAAGAAAUAUUUUAGUGAUAAUACAACAAAUUAAUUUACUGUACAGUUUGAGGUCACACACUGAGACUCCUUCCAGGGCCUAUUAUAAUACUGUAAGACGAACUGUAUAAAUGCACAAAGGUAGUUGAAAAGAGGACAACAGUGACUAAAUUCUUCACACUAAUAAGAAAGAUUUUUAUAAUGUCCUGUUUGUGUCACAUUAAAUAGACUCGUUAUUUUAUAGUGCUUCUUUAUCUAACCCUUAUGACAUCUUUAUAAUUUUCCUGUAAUGCUUCCUGUUUCCUGUUGGACCCAGAGUGUGUUGUACCGUUACUUUAAGGGAAUCUUCUAAAACAUUCUUACAUUUUCAGUGACUAUAGAAUUACUGCAGUUCGUACAGAGGCAUUAUAAAUAUAUAUACAGUAUACAGAAGACUUCAACUGUAUAUACACCGAAUUACAGCAUUUGGGCCAUCUGAAUGUAAUUUCCUUUAGUGUUGCCUGCAGUAGAGGCCUGCAGGCCUGCAGACACACAUCAAACCACAUCAGGCUAUCUGAGAUGUAUGUUAGCUACUCCCCGGGAAAAGAGCGGAUGGACAUUAUGUACAUGUACACCAUGUUUCAAAAUAAACAUUUUUAUAUUGGAAAAAGAAAAAAAAAACUCAGGAAACACACUGACCCAUUUUUUCCUAGUGGAUAAGACCGAAUAUUCAAUAAAUAAAUGGAGA